AAAAAAAAGGGGAAAAAGGAAAGGAAGAGAAAAAAGGAACAUUCUCCAGAUGGAUAUAUAAAUAAGAAGCGGAACAGCGGACACCAGAUCUGCUCUAUCUGAGUUUGUAGAGAGAGAAAGAAAGAGAUCUGAGAGGGUCAUGGAUGAGAAGCUCAUUCAGAGAUUGGAGUCCGCGGUGACGCGGCUCGAGGUGGUCACCGCCGGAUUCCGAGGAGGUGGUUCGCCGGAGACUGGCGCCGAGGCGGCGCUCGAUCCGGCGAUCGUGGCAUUCGAUGAUCUGAUGGCGGAGUUUGUCGCUAGGGUUUCGGCUGCUGCGGGGAAGAUUGGAGGGAAGGUUUUGGAGGUGACGAAGAUUCUGGGGGAGGCGUUCUCGGUUCAAAAGGAGCUGCUUGUGAAGGUCAAGCAGAGUCAGAAACCUGACCCUGCCGGCAUGGCUGAAUUUCUCAAGCCAUUGCAUGAAGUAAUCAUGAAAGCAAAUGCAUUGACAGAAGGGAGGCGAUCUGAUUUCUUUAACCACUUGAAAACUGCUGCCGACAGUCUCACUGCUUUAGCUUGGAUUGCAUACACUGGGAAAGAUUGCGGUAUGAGCCUUCCUAUCGCACAUGUGGAAGAGAGUUGGCAAAUGGCUGAAUUCUACAACAACAAGAUUCUUGUAGAGUACAAAACAAAAGACCCAAAUCAUGUGGAAUGGGCCAAAGCUCUGAAAGAACUUUAUGUGCCGGGUUUGAGAGAUUAUGUUAAGCGUUUCUAUCCUCUGGGUCCAGUAUGGAAUCCUACUGGCAAAACAACUGCUUCCGCUCCACCAAAAGCUCCUGGACCAAGUGCUCCUGCUCCUCCACCUCCUCCACCAGCAUCUCUCUUCAGUUCUGAACCUUCUCAGGCUUCAUCGUCACGCCCAAAGGAAGGAAUGGCAGCUGUUUUCCAAGAAAUCAAUUCGGGGAAGCCUGCGACUUCAGGUUUGAGAAAGGUUACAGAUGAUAUGAAGACAAAGAACCGUGCAGAUAGAAGUGGCGUUGUUGGUGCUGGUCAAAAAGAAGGCCGUGUCAGUUCACCUUCUUUUUCUAAAGCAGGGCCUCCAAAGUUAGAGCUUCAAAUGGGCCGAAAGUGGGUAGUUGAGAACCAAAUUGGAAGGAAGAAUCUGGUUAUUGAUGAUUGCGAUGCAAAACAGUCUGUGUAUGUUUAUGGAUGCAAAGAUUCUGUGUUGAAGAUUCAAGGGAAAGUUAACAAUAUAACGAUUGACAAAUGCACUAAGAUGGGAAUUGUAUUCGCGGAUGUUGUUGCUGCUUGUGAGGUUGUAAAUUGCAAUAGUGUUGAGGUGCAAUGUCAGGGUUCAGCUCCGACAAUUUCAGUGGACAACACAGCAGGCUGUCAAUUGUAUUUAGGCAAAGAUGCUCUGGAGGCUUCUAUAACAACUGCUAAGUCAAGUGAGAUUAAUGUAUUGGUACCUGGUGCUGAGCCUGAUGGUGAUUGGGGGGAGCAUGCUUUGCCACAGCAAUAUAUUCAUGUCUUCAAGGAUGGGCAGUUUGUUACAACCCCCGUCUCUCACUCUGGAGGGUAAUUGAACAUUCAUUUGUCUUAACUGCAGCAGCUGAGUUCCUACUUUUUCUUCCAUUUAUUAGCUUGGAAGUUCAAGAAGUGGCUUCUAUUUUUUAUUUUCCCGGAGCUUCGAUUAUAGUUGGUAUGCAGUCACGGUUUGCUGGUUAUGUUAUUGGUCAUUCUUUUGGUUCAUACAUAUAACUGUUGUAAUUUUCUGCAUGUUUUUGGCAGAGUGUUUCUAAAUGAGUGUUUUCUUGUGAGGUUUCUGCUGUUGGGUUUGUGCCGGUAUUUACUAUUAAUAACUUCUGUAAUGCCCUGCUUUUUAAUACAAUUUUGUAAUUUUUCCCCCCUUGUGAAA
Vitis riparia (riverbank grape) is the source of this 1894-nucleotide messenger RNA. Its product is annotated as cyclase-associated protein 1. Gene Ontology annotation, cellular component: cytoplasm. The coding region runs from base 140 to 1558 and encodes 472 amino acids. Gene Ontology annotation, biological process: cytoskeleton organization; regulation of adenylate cyclase activity. The record is from RefSeq and is a predicted model, not a curated record. Lineage: Eukaryota; Viridiplantae; Streptophyta; Magnoliopsida; Vitales; Vitaceae. Gene Ontology annotation, molecular function: actin binding; adenylate cyclase binding. The transcript is spliced from 10 exons.